AUGAUCAUUUCCAAAGGUGGACCGUGGACGUCGGCGAAACCACAUCCACGGUCGGCCUUUGGAAAUAAUCGAGCAUACAAGCUUAUUCGAAAUUUGCCAUCAGCCGCUGAAGGUCGCCAAUGGGUCCUUACCUUCAGCACCACUAGAGAUGGAUUUAGUCUAUCUACCUUUUACCGCCUUUGUUCCACUAUGAAUCUGUUCUCAGUGGAAGAUUCUACCCACUUCAUAUUUAGUGCAGCUGUUGAUACAGUCGAUUUCAGUACCAGUGACUCUUUGGCUCAUUCCACCUUUUAUGAGCCCUCGGCUUCUGCGCCCACUUCACCAUUUGGCCUCUCUUCGUCGGACUCAAUUCAGACUUACUGCUUUGACAGACAAACAAAUGAUAGUUUAACUAAGGGGGAUACAACUACAAGUGACUAUUCGUGUUCCCCAAUUGCCCAAAUCCAGCCAGAACAGGAGAACUUGAUCGAGAUUGGUGUGGAAGCUCAUGAGGAAUUUGAUGCAAAU
Protopolystoma xenopodis is the source of this 507-nucleotide messenger RNA. The record is from the annotation of a GenBank genome assembly. Lineage: Eukaryota; Metazoa; Platyhelminthes; Monogenea; Polystomatidea; Polystomatidae.